Molecule: messenger RNA, 2210 nt
Organism: Pseudophryne corroboree (corroboree frog)
Lineage: Eukaryota; Metazoa; Chordata; Amphibia; Anura; Myobatrachidae
Product: 25-hydroxyvitamin D-1 alpha hydroxylase, mitochondrial
Exons: 9
Coding region: 67-1584 (505 amino acids)
Biological process (GO): cellular response to peptide hormone stimulus; glucocorticoid biosynthetic process; cortisol metabolic process
Cellular component (GO): mitochondrial inner membrane
Molecular function (GO): heme binding; monooxygenase activity; iron ion binding
Source: RefSeq, a predicted model, not a curated record
GCAUAGCUGGAGGAUGAUGCAAAGUAAGGUACCACCGCCUCACUGCCCAGGAGUCCCAGGGGCAACAUGGCACAAUCACUUAAACUGGUUUCCAGGUCUACACCGGUGUUCAGGAGCCUCACUGAGGUCUGGGCUGAGUCUGUGUUCAGGAGUCCAGAGAAAGUCAUCAAGAGGCAAAAGUCCCUAGCAGAUGUCCCGGGACCCUCUGCCCUCAGCUUCCUGGCUGACCUCUUCUGCAGGGGAGGGCUGGCCCGGUUGCACCAGUUACAGUUGCAGGGAAAAGCCAAGUAUGGACCAGUAUGGAAGGCGAGUUUUGGUCCCAUCCUGACUGUGCAUGUGGCAGAUCCAUCACUGAUUGAACAGGUUUUACGACAAGAAGGAAAACAUCCCAUUCGGUCUGAUCUCUCAUCAUGGAAAGACUACAGACAGUACAGGGGACAUUCAUAUGGACUCCUUACAGCAGAGGGGGAAGAGUGGCAACAGUUCCGCAGUAUUCUGGGGAAACAUAUGCUCAAGCCUAAAGAGGUGGAAGGUUACAGUGAUGUCCUGAAUGAUGUGGUUGGGGACCUGAUAAAGAAAAUCAGCCACCAGCGGAGUAAAAAUCCAAACCACGUUGUCAAAGAUAUCGCCAGCGAGUUCUACAGGUUCGGCUUAGAAGGCAUUUCCUCUGUACUAUUUGAAUCACGAAUUGGUUGCUUGGAGACCACAGUCCCGAAAGAAACAGAGAAGUUCAUUCAAUCCAUCAACACUAUGUUUGUGAUGACCCUUCUAACCAUGGCGAUGCCUAAAUUUUUGCACAAAAUUUUCAGAAAGCCUUGGCAAAAGUUCUGUGAAUCCUGGGAUUACAUGUUCGCUUUCGCCAAAGGUCAUAUUGACCAAAGAAUGGCAGAUGUAGCGGAGAAGGUAUCACAAGGGAAGGAAGUGGAAGGAAAAUACCUGACUUAUUAUCUGGCUCAGGAGAAAAUCCCCAUGAAAGCUGUAUAUGGCAAUGUGACUGAGCUGCUGCUGGCAGGAGUGGAUACGAUUUCAAGUACCCUGUCCUGGAGCCUGUAUGAAUUAGCGCGGCAUCCAGAAAUACAGUCCUCACUGCAUGCGGAGAUUAGGAACGUGUUACAGGGCCGGAUCAUAGCAACUGCAGCUGAUGUGGCCAAAAUGCCCCUAAUGAAAGCAGUUGUGAAAGAGGUUCUAAGGCUGUACCCUGUUAUCCCUGGCAAUGCCCGGGUCAUAUCAGACAGAGACAUUGAAGUAGGAGAGUACAUCAUACCAAAGAAGACACUUAUUACCCUCUGCCACUACGCUACAUCGAGAGAUGAGAAGUAUUUCUCAAAGCCCAAUGAGUUCCACCCAGAGCGCUGGCUGAAUAAAGAUGCGUCUCAUCACCCAUAUGCUUCUAUCCCAUUUGGGUUCGGCAAAAGGAGUUGUAUUGGGAGACGGAUAGCCGAACUAGAGGUCUAUCUUGCACUUUCAAGGAUUCUCACCCAUUUUGAGUUGAGACCUGAAUGUCCAGGAACUUUGGUGAAACCCAUGACCAGAACGCUGCUAGUACCAGAAAAAGAAAUCAACAUACAAUUUCUGGAACGAUGACCUCAUCAUCUGCUGAAUUAUGUGUGUCAUGCACCUCUCUGCGGACUUGUGUUUUCUUCAGUUCCCUACUGUUGAGAAGAUUAGCUAUUCAAGCUGUCACAGUGUUGCCUGUGAGAAGAACAUUAGAGUACAAGUCUUAAAUGUAUUUAAUCUUAUAAUUGAGGUUAAGUGUUCCUAUAUUUGUACUCAGCAUGUACUAUCAAAUAUAUGAAAUUUAGCAUUUACUAAUUAAGGAAAUACAGAAAAAGUAUUUCAUAAUUAGAAAAUUUGACAGUACCUUGUUAACAGUUUAGUUUAAUUUUCAACUGACAUCCAAAUCCACAUGACAUCUACUUUAUGUAUCUUCUUUGUUGUGACUGUCGUUAUCACCAAAACAAGAUUUGCACCAUGAGUGUGGAUAAACAAUCAAGAGACCAUAGUUAUAUCUAUGGGCGCAGACAUCAGUAAGGCUUGUGAAGCAUAGCAGAUGACGCUUAUGGAUAAAAGGAAACAUGGAAAUGGGAAAGUAGAUACUGUAAUUGUCUAAAAAAAUUCAUGACUGGCCUCUCUUCCCAAAUAUUCCUUACUUCCAGUAAUUCAAGUGCUGUUAAGUACAUUUUGUAGAAAUAUUUAUACUGUAUAUAUUU